Molecule: messenger RNA, 14185 nt
Organism: Seriola dumerili (greater amberjack)
Lineage: Eukaryota; Metazoa; Chordata; Actinopteri; Carangiformes; Carangidae
Gene: lrp2b
Product: low-density lipoprotein receptor-related protein 2-like
Exons: 81
Molecular function (GO): calcium ion binding; protein binding
Source: RefSeq, a predicted model, not a curated record
AUGGGCUUUAGAGGUCUUCAUCUUCUGUCUUUUCUUCUGCUGUCUCAAGGAAUUCAACUUGCUCAAGGAAGCUGUAGCAGUGGUGAGUUUCAGUGCACCAGUGGACAAUGCAUUGACAUAGCCUGGAGGUGUGAUGGAACUAAAGAUUGCACAGAUGACUCAGAUGAGCUGAACUGUCCACCUCCAUCAUGCACCUCACAGGAAUUUAAGUGUGUGACGAGCGGUGAAUGCAUUUCACUUGGAUUUGUCUGCGAUGGGGAGGAAGACUGCAUCGAUGGCUCAGAUGAACAAAGAACCUGUGGUGGACGAACAUGCAGCUCAGACCAGUUCACAUGCCAGGAGGGCCAGUGUAUCCCCAGCAAAUACAGAUGUGACCAUGUGACGGACUGCAUGGACAACUCUGAUGAGAACAACUGCAACUAUCCACCAUGCACUGAGAAGACGUGUGCUAACGGGGCCUGUUAUAACAACUCCCAGCACUGCAAUGGGCUACAGAACUGCAGAGACGGCUCUGAUGAAUUCAACUGCACCUCUCAGCACUGUCCCAUCCACCAGUAUCAGUGUGCAAAUGGCUACUGUAUUCCACAUUCCUUCGUAUGUGACCACUGGGAUGACUGUGGGGACAACAGUGAUGAACAAGGCUGUGCGUACCAGAGCUGUAGCGGCAAUGAGUUCACAUGUUCCAGUGGUCGUUGUAUCCCUCAGCACUGGGUGUGCGACAAGUUCAAUGACUGUGGGGACUACAGUGAUGAAAAAGGAUGUGAUAGUAACUCUCGAGACUGUUACCCUGGUGAGUGGGGAUGCCCGGGCUCAACAGUGUGUAUACCAGUGGGCAAAGUGUGUGAUGACAAACUCGACUGUCCUGGAGGAACAGAUGAGACCAACUCCACCGCACAGAAAACCUGCAGCCUGGAUCAGUGCUCCACAUUGAGCUGUGAGUACCUCUGCCACCCGUCUCCUGAAGGUGGAGCUUGCUACUGCCCUGAUGGUUUCAUUGUAGCCAAUGACAGUCGUUCCUGUGUAGACUAUAAUGACUGUCAGAUCUGGGGGAUCUGUGACCAGCUGUGUGAAGAUCGUCCCGGGACACACCACUGUAGCUGUGCUGAUGGAUACUUCUUGGAGCAGGGUCAUGUGUGCAAAGCCAAUGUGUCAGCUGGAAUGCCACAGCUCAUUUUCACAAACGGGGGUGAGGUGAUGAUGGCCGAUAUACAUGGACGUUUUGUCAGAACUUUGGUGCCGUCCCAGGGGAAAGGUUACGCUGUUGGGGUAGCCUACAACUGGCACAGUGACACCGUCUUCUGGAGUGAUACAUAUACCAAAAAGGUAUAUUCUGCCAACUAUAAUGGGGAUAACAUUAAGGAGGUUCUGACUGCUGCAGUCCAUAAUGUCCAGAACCUUGCUGUGGACUGGGUCAACUUUAAACUCUAUGUCUUAGAGGCAAUGGUGGAGCGCAUCGACAUGUGCGAAUUCGAUGGAGGGAACCGGGUAACACUGGUAGCUGAAAACCUGCAGUCACCUCAUGGCCUCGCCCUGGACCCGACAAUGGGCUAUAUGUUCUUCACAGACAUGGGGAUUUCCAGUGAGCAAAUGAAGCUCGAGCGUGCCUUCAUGGAUGGCAGUAAUCGCUUCGAGCUGGUGAGGAACAGACUCGGCACUCCAACAGGAAUUACCCUUGAUAUUGUCACUCAGAGGGUCUACUGGUCCGACAGCCACUUUGACACUGUGGAGACUGUCACCUACAACGGUUUGGACAGGAAAAUAGUCCUCAAUGGGGGAACCCAGGCUCCCCAUCCCUUUGGAAUGGCUGUGUUUGAAAACCACGUAUUCUUCACUGACUGGACCAAGAUGGGUGUGGUGAGAGCCAACCGGUUCAACGGCAGCAACCCAGCACUCAUUUAUCGUACCGCAAAGAGACCGGGACAUGUUGUGGUCUCACAUCCUGUCCUGCAACCUGUUGUGAUGAACCCUUGCGGCAGACACAACGGUGGCUGCCAGCACAUUUGUGUCUUGAGUCACCGCUCUGACAAUGAAGGUCUGGGCUUCCGCUGCAAGUGUCGCCAUGGUUACGACCUGCAGCCUGAUCGUCGGACCUGCUUUAAGGUGAAGGACUACUUGUUGAUGGCGACCUCUCUUGGGGUGCGGGGAAUCCCACUGAACUUGUCCCUCCAGGAGGACAUCACCCUGCCCCUCACAGGGCUCGGAACUUCUUUCUCUGGCUCUGCUGUUGAGUUUGACGGCAACGAGGAGGCCAUUUUCUACAACGACAGGUCUAGAGGUCUUGUCUACAAGUCGAACCUCAAUGGCACCGUCCAGCAGAUUUUGACAGGCUACAGAGUGGGAACAGUCGAUGCCAUGGCUUACGACUGGACUUCCAAGGUUUUAUUUUGGACCACAAGCACCUACAAGUCAGUGGCGGCCUUCAGAGUCACAGACAAAUCCAGGCGAGACAUUGUGACUGGAUUGAGAAACCCGAAGGGAAUUGCAGUGCAUCCUAGUGCCGGCUACUUGUUCUGGUCUGACUGGUACCGUCCAGCGGUCAUCAUGAAAGGCUUCACUGAUGGCAGCAAUGCUGUUCCUCUGGUCAACACAACACUGGGGUGGCCAUAUGGGCUUACUGUGGACUAUAUCAUGGACAGGCUUUACUGGGUGGAUUCCCUCUUGGACCAGAUUGGUCACAUUGGCAUUGAAGGCCUUGACAGACAGACGUUUACCAACAUCGGCCAGAUCACUCAGCCGUACUCUUUGACCAUUUAUUCAGACUACUUGUAUGUGUCUGAUACACGGACCAGAGGGAUAUUCGAGAUGAGGAAGAGGGAUGGAGGAGGAAACAUUAUGAUCAGACAAGGAGUUACUGGCAUCAUGAAUGUUAAGGCCUACACAGCUGACCUUCACAGCACCUUCACCAGCCGGUGCAAUAUGGUGCCCAAUGGGCACUGCAGCCACUUCUGUUUCCCGACUCCCUCCUACAGCCGAGUGUGUGGCUGUCCGUAUGGCAUGAAACUUCAAGCCAAUCAGAGGGACUGCAUCAAGGAUGAUUCUGUUAUCCCACCUGACAACAUCUGUGGUGACAAUGCAUUUGAGUGUGAUGAAGGACGUUGUAGGCCCAACUCCUACCGCUGUGAUGGGAUUGCUGAUUGCAUAGAUAAGACAGAUGAGACCAACUGCACAGAUACAGGAGCAACCUGCUCUCCACGAGCGUUCACCUGCAACAACAAGCAUUGCAUCAUGUCCAGCUGGCGUUGUGAUGGCAUGGACGACUGUGGCGACGGUUCGGAUGAAAUAAACUGUCCCACUCGUGUCCCUACCACCUGCGCAGCCAGCUACUUUACCUGCGAUAACAACAGGUGUAUUUCUACAACAUGGUUGUGUGACGGUGACAAUGACUGUGGUGAUGGCUCUGAUGAACACAACUGCAAUUCAACCAUCACCACAUGCCCACCUUCCUACUUCCUGUGUCCUGACCACCGCUGUAUCUACAACUCCUAUGUCUGUGAUGGAGACCAGGACUGUCUUGAUGGAUCUGAUGAGAAGAACUGUGAGUUUUCCUGCGAGUCCUAUGAGUUUGCCUGUGCCAGCGGGGACCAGUGUGUCCAUUCGAGAUAUCAGUGUGACGGAGUGUUUGACUGCAGGGACCAUUCUGAUGAACGAGACUGUCCCACUCGAGGUCCAGGCCUCUGCCACAAUGAUGAAUUCCAGUGCCAGACCGAUGGUUUCUGCAUACCCGACGAGUGGGAGUGUGACGGCCAUCCAGACUGUGAGGAUGGAUCCGAUGAACACAACUCCUGCCCUCCUACCACCUGCAGACCCAACUACUUCCAGUGCGCCAACAAGAUGUGCAUCCCGACAAGUUGGUUGUGUGAUGGCGACAACGACUGCCGGGACAUGAGUGAUGAACAGAACUGCCCCACCCCUCCAUUUACUUGUCCAUCUGGACAGUGGCAGUGCCCCACUGACCAGGUGUGCAUCAGCAUGGACAAGGUGUGCAACGGCCAGAGGGACUGCCCCAAUGGAGCAGAUGAGUCACCUAUCUGCAACCAAGAUGACUGUGCACUGAACAACGGGGGCUGCAGUCAUGGCUGUGUCCAAGGACCUUUUGGGGCUCAGUGCACGUGUCCACCAGGAUUGCAACUCAACGACUCCAAGACCUGUGAGGACAUCAACGAGUGUCUGAUCCCCGGUUUCUGCAGCCAGCAGUGCUACAACGAGAGAGGAAGCUUCAGGUGCUACUGCUCGGAUGGUUACUUCCUAGAGCCUGAUGGACGCACCUGCAAAGCUACAAACCCAGUAGCAGCUGUACUUCUGGUUGCCAAGCGUAGCCAGAUCAUCGCCAACCGGAUCAAGAUGAGACCGCCCCAGAUUGUUCCAGUGAUCAGCGGUUCGAGCAUCGUGACUGUAGACUUUGAUCGCCUGACUUCCAGAAUCUACUGGGCCGAUGCCUCGCAGAAAAAGAUAUGGAGCGCCCACCAGAACGGCACCGACAGACGAGAAGUAUUCUCCACUGGUCUCAUGGUACCAGAGAGCAUAGCUGUGGACUGGGUGGGUCGAAACCUUUAUUGGACCGACUCUGUCAUGGAGAACAUUGAGGUGUCCACUCUAGAUGGUCGCUUCCGCAAAGUCCUCCUCACUAAGAAUGUUACCAGCCCCCGCGGGCUGGUUCUGGAUCCCCGCAACUACACCAACCUGAUGUUCUGGUCAGACUGGGGCCAGAACCCCAGGAUCGAGCGGGCCGACAUGGAUGGAGCCAUGAGACGAGUCAUUGUCAGCACUAAGCUCUACUGGCCCAAUGGCCUGGCCCUGGACUACACCACGCGCAGGGUCUACUUUGCUGAUGCCUACCUCAAGUAUAUUGACUACUGUGACUAUAAUGGCAACAACCGCCAUCAGGUCAUGGCAAGUGACAUGGUUCUCCAGCACCCUCAUGGUAUGACCGUCUUUGAGGACACCAUCUACUGGUCGGAGCGCUACACCAGCAAAGUGAUGAGCACCAACAAGUUUCACGGUGGAAACAUCACCACUCUGAUGAACAAUGUCUACCAACCCAUGGGCAUUGUUAUGGACCAUCCCAUCAAACAACCCACAGCCAUCAACCCGUGCAGAGAACACCUGUGCAGUCAGCUGUGCCUGCUGUCAGGCCUGAGACCCAGGUACUACACCUGCCACUGUCAGUCGGGCUGGAAGCUGGAUGCUGAUAAACGCACCUGUAUCAAAGAUGACACCCCCUUCUUGAUGGUGGUGAGAGAUUCAGUGAUUUUUGGGAUUCCCCUGGACCCCGCUGACCCUUCCAACAACGCAAUGGCCCCUGUGUCCGGCAUCAGCCAAGGGCGGGACAUCGACUUUGAUGACCAGGAGCAGUUUGUCUAUUGGGUGCAGAGUACUGGUUCUAUAUGGCGAGUGAAAACCAGCGGUACCAACAGGUCUGAGUUUGCUCCAGCUGCUUUCAUCGGCUCACCAUCUGGUCUGGCUUUUGAUUGGUUAGGCCGGUCAAUGUUUUACACCAAUCCCACUGUCAAAACCAUAGAGGUUAUUCGUGUGGAUGGAAAUCAACACUAUAGGAAGACGAUCAUCACCUCCACUGGUAAACCGGAGGGAGCAGGAGAACCCAUUGGAAUAGCUCUGGAUCCAGCCCGAGGGAAAUUGUUUUGGACAGACAAAGGGUCUGACAAUGGAGUUCCUCCAAAGGUUGGCAGCGCUGACAUGGACGGAGGCAACCUCAGGAACCUCUACACAGGCAACAACAUGGGGAACAUAGGCUUCAUCACUGCUGACAUCACCGCCAGGAAACUGUACUGGGGUGUGGCGGGCUCAGGGGUGAUCGAAAGUGGCACCAUGGACGGAGUAAGCCGGGUGACGGUGGUCAGCGGUCUGUCCCAUCCGUGGGGGCUGACAAUCUACCAGAACCACCUCUACUACACCGACCUGGACUAUGAGGUCAUUGAGCGGGUGGACAAGGACACCGGUGCCAAUAUGGUGGUGAUGAGGAGUGGCAUGUCCGGCCUGCGUGCUCUCAAAGUGCACGCCAGAGACAACUCUGCAGGGACCACUAAUGCCUGCAGUUCCAACAAUGGUGGCUGCCCACACCUCUGUCUGCCCAAACCAGACAAUCAAAAGACCUGUGCCUGCACAUCAGGAUUUUUCCCCUCUCAAGAUGGCUCCCGCUGUGAACAGUAUGAAUCCUUCGCCAUCGUUACCACCCAAAAGCACAUCCGUGGCUUCCACAUAAACAGCUCAGACCACUCUGAGGCCAUGGUGCCUGUUGGUGGAUCUUCCUACUCCAUUAAGGGCAAGCUGGACCUCCAUAUUGAAUCUGGCUUCAUGUACUGGACUGAUAACGCCACUUCCACCUCGUACAGGGGCAUCUUCCAGGCAAAAACAGAUGGAGGGAGUUAUAGGACUGUCAUUAACUCAGGCGUUGGAAGAGGAGGCAUCCAGGGCCUCGCUGUAGACUGGGUUGCAGGUAACUUAUACUUCAGCAAUGCCUUUGAAAGCGAGACCUUCCUGGAGGUGCUGGCCAUCAACACCACCUACAGAAUGAUUCUCCUCAAGUCCUCCCAGGACCAGCCCCGUGACGUGGCUGUCAGCCCCAAGCUUCGCUACCUCUUCUGGACCGACGGUGGCCAAACGCCCAAGAUUGAGCGAGCUCUGCUGGAUGGCACCAACCGCACAGUGUUGGCAUCAGAGAGCCUGGCAUCACCUCGGGGCCUAACUGUUGAUUACACUAAUGACUUCCUCUACUGGACAGAUGAUGCUCUUGAUAUGAUCUCCCGCAUGGCGGUAGAUGGCACACAGAGGCAGAUUGUCAGGUAUGGGAGCCGAUAUCCAUCUCCGACAGGAAUGGCUAUAUUUGGGAACUACAUGCUGUGGGUGGACAAAAGGCUUGGGAAGCUCUUCCAGGCCAGUAAAGACCCAGCCAAUACCGACCAGCCAGAGGUCAUUCGGGACAGUCUCGAUGAGCUGAUGGACGUCACCGUCUUUGAUUCUCACGUCCAGCCCACAUCUGCCAACCAGGUGGGCUUCAACCCAUGUCAAGAAGACAACGGACGCUGCCAGCAGCUCUGUUUCGCCAUUCCAGGCCAGGAGAAACCUAAAUGUGGUUGUGCACAUGGGUCACUCCUUAGUAACGGAGUAACAUGCGGUUACGGGCAAGAUGAGUAUCUAGUUUUCACCACAGACUACACGAUGAAUAGCCUGAGGUUAGACCCUGCGGAUCACAGCACUCCCUAUCCAACAGUGAACUUGGGCUACAACCUGAUGGCGUUGGAUUAUGACUUCAAGGAGAGGCGAAUUUUCUUCGCUCAGUAUAUGGGGAUCGGUCGAAGCAGGAUUGGGUACAUCACUACAACAUCCAUCACCAGCCCGCCUGUCAUUAUAGCAGCAAAUUUGGAUGAUCCAGAGGGAUUGGCGUAUGAUUGGGUCAACAAGCGUCUGUACUUCACUGAUUACUAUAGGCGUAAUGUCCAGUCCAUUGGGGUGAAUGGGAUGAAUCGCUCCAUCAUCGCGCAUGCAAACCGCCCAAGAGGCAUCAUUGUCGACCCCUGCUAUGGUUACCUCUACUGGACUGACUGGGGCAGCCCAGCUAAGAUUGAAAGGGCCACACUUGGUGGAAACUUCCGGACCACUAUCAUCAACAGCAGCCUGACAACACCCAACGGCCUGUCUCUGGAUUACGAGGAAAGGAUGCUCUACUGGGCUGAUGCCUCAUUAGACAAGAUCGAGCGGGCUACUCUGACUGGUGCGAACCGACAAGUGAUUGUGCAGGGUGUCCUGUACCCGUACGCCUUGACUGUCUUCAAGCAGGACAUUUUCUGGACCGACUGGACUGAGAGAGCCGUCUUUAGGGCUGGAAAGGAUGAUGGCUCUGGUUUUGCAGUGCUGGCUCAAGACCUGCAGUACCGACCAAAUGACAUCCACGUUUAUGCUGCAUCCAAGCAGGAGAGCUGCUCCAGCUCCUGUCAGCAGUUCAACGGAGGCUGCAGUCAUAUCUGUGUUUCCGGUCCAACGGGCCCAGAGUGCCAGUGUCCUCAUCUGGGAAAUUGGUACCUGGCAAACAACGGCAAAGACUGUAUCCAGGACACAGGGAAACGCUGUCAGCCAGAGCAGUUCACCUGUCUCAACGGUAACUGCAUCUCAGCACGCUGGAAGUGUGACGGCUACGAUGACUGCCAUGACAACUCGGACGAGCUGGAGAGAGUGUGUGGUAAGAAAUGAGACUUUGAACCCUGUAUCUACAUAAAGAGAGUCUGUCAUUCCUCCUCCACAGCCUUCCACACCUGCUCAGCUAUAGACUUCACCUGCGACAGCGGGCGCUGCGUGCCGCUCAGCUACACCUGUGACUACACAGACGACUGUGGUGACAACAGUGAUGAACAGGGCUGCCCCUUCCCCACCUGUAACCCCGCCACUGAGUUCAGCUGCGCCAGCGGACGCUGCAUCAGCGCAGCCUUUGUCUGCGAUGGCCACAACGACUGCAGAGACAACGCCACCUCUGAUGAGAUUAACUGCCCCGACAGGACGUGUCCUGCUGGCCAGGUGAAGUGUGACAGCACCAACAUCUGCAUCUACCCUGAAAGUCUGUGUGAUGGCUACAACAACUGCGGAGACAACAGCGAUGAGAAUCCUCUCUUCUGCGCGGAUCGUACCUGUUCUCCGAACCAGUUCCGCUGCGAUGGAGGGAAGUGUAUCCCUCACUCUUGGGUGUGUGAUUCCAUCAGAGACUGCAGUGAUGGGACAGAUGAACCUCCCUCCUGUGAGGAUCAGAUCAAGACAUGCAGCCCCAGCCAGUUCACUUGUACCAAUGGGAACUGCAUCCCCCAGUCAAUGGUGUGUGAUGGCAACAAUGACUGCUGGGACAGCAGUGACGAGGCUCCUGAACUACAGUGUGGACAACGCACCUGCAGUUCCAACCAGUUCACCUGCCCAACCUGGCACCCCGGCCACCCACGCUGUAUACCCUCAAGCUUUGUGUGUGAUGGGGAGAAAGAUUGCGCCAAUGCGGCCGAUGAGCUCCAGAACUGCCCCAAUCGGACCUGCCAUAUGAACGAGUUUGCCUGUUCCAAUGGACUUUGCAUCCUUCUCCCCUAUCACUGUGACCGUGUGAACGACUGCGGGGACGGCAGUGAUGAAUUGGGCUGUACCUACGACACAUGCGGCACCAGCCAGUUCACCUGCGGUAACGGAGCCUGCAUCUCCGCCUCCUUCACCUGCGACGGGGAGAGCGACUGUAUGGACGGCUCAGAUGAGGCGGAGAGCUUGUGCACCACGCCCCAGCCCACCUGUGCUCCCCAGCAGUAUAUGUGCAAGUCAGGCGAGUGCAUCGACAGCAACAAGGUGUGCAACGGACAGAAGGACUGCCAAGACAACAGCGACGAAAAAGGCUGUGGAAUCAAUGAGUGCCGCAACCCUUCGGUCCACAAGUGUGCCCAGAUCUGCACCGACACCCUCACCGGUUACUACUGCUCCUGCAACCCGGGCUACCGACUCAUGCCAGAUGGCAAAGCCUGUGAGGACCUCAACGAGUGUCUCAGCACACCAGCCGUCUGCAGCCAGAUCUGUGAGAACUCUGUCGGCUCUUACCACUGCAAAUGUGCCCCGGGGUACAUCCGCGAAGCAGACGGACGCACCUGUCGUCAGAACAGUGGCAUUGCCCCAUACGUGUUGUAUAGUAACCGCUACUACAUCCGCAAUUUGACCACUGACGGGUCACAGUUGAGUGUAGUCCUGCAGGGACUAUCCAAUGUGAUGGCGUUAGAUUUUGAUCACUAUGAGAGGAGGCUUUAUUGGUUGGAUGCCGGAGCAGGAAAGAUCGAGAGGAUGCGUUUUGACGGGACUGACAGGGAGACACUGGUGGAUGAUGACGUCAGAGGAGCUGAAGGCCUGGCACUGGACUGGGUGGGCAGGAAGUUGUACUGGGUGGAUGGUUAUUACAGCUCAGUUCAUGUGAUGGAGCUGGAUGGGCGCUACCAGAAGAGGCUACUGUCAGGGGACUUCACAGAUGGAAAUACAACUUAUAUUAUCAGUCGACCUCGUGCUGUAGCCGUCAACCCUAAAUAUGGAUGGCUGUACUGGACUGACUGGGGUGACGCAGCAUAUAUUGGCAGAGUUGGCAUGGACGGAAGCAAUGUCAGUGCCAUUAUCACAACCAAGCUGGAGUGGCCUAAUGCUCUGACCAUAGACUACACCACCAACAAGAUCUUCUUUGCUGAUUCCCACCUUAACUUCUUAGACUUUGCAGAUAUGGACGGCCAGAACAGACACCGGGCCAUUGCUGGUACUCUUCCUCAUGUCUUUGCUGUUUCCCUGUUUGAGGACUGGGUUUACUGGACUGACUGGAACACAUACACUGUGGAGAAGGCCCACAAGUACACUGGCGAGCAGCGCACAGUCAUGGGGAACAACACACAUCGGCCCUAUGACAUUCACGUCUACCACCCCUACAGGCAGCCUCGAAGUGACAACCCCUGCUCCUCCCACCACCUGACCUGCAGUCAUCUGUGUCUGAUCGCACCUGGUGGGCAGCAAGCUUCCUGCCAGUGUCCAGAUCACUUCAUCGGCCUCUCUGUGGGCUUUAAGGUCCAGUGUGUCGCUGACUGCUCCAGUACACAGUUCCGCUGUGGGGACAAUGAGAAGUGUGUUCCCAUAUGGUGGAAGUGUGACGGCCAGUCAGAUUGCGGCGACGGCUCAGAUGAACCUCAGACCUGCCCUCCCCGUUACUGCCCCGCCGGCCAGUUCCAGUGUCAAGACGGUAACUGUACCUACCCCGGCUUCCUCUGCGACGGCGACUCAGACUGCCCUGACAGCUCAGACGAGGAUGCCGCUCUCUGCAGUGACCACCGAUGCCAGGAAAACCAGUUCCAGUGCAAAGACAAGAAGUGCAUCCCUGUGUCCUGGCACUGCGAUGGAGUAAAUGACUGUUCAGACGGCAGCGACGAGGACCCAGAGACCUGUGCCCAGAGAACCUGUCGACCGGGACAGUUCCAGUGUGCCAAUGGGCGCUGCCUGCCAUCGAGCUACGUGUGUGACGCACAGGACGACUGUGGAGACGGAUCUGAUGAACCCUAUGAAACCUGCAUGGGUCCGGACUACAAGUGCGACGCUGACACUGAAUUCUCCUGCAAGACAAACUACCGCUGCGUUCCUCAGUGGGCCCGCUGCGACGGCACCAACGACUGCAUCGACAACAGCGACGAGGAAGGCUGUGAGGCGGUGACCUGUGACCCUCUGGGAGAUUUCCGAUGUGACAACCACCGCUGUGUUCCCAUCCGCUGGCAGUGUGAUGGCACCAACGACUGCGGUGACGGCUCAGACGAGAGGAACUGCCAGCCAAGGCCUUGCUCUGAAAGUGAGUAUCGAUGUGACAACGCACAGUGCAUCCCUGGAAACUGGGUGUGUGACCAUGACAACGACUGCGGGGACAACUCAGAUGAACGAGAUUGUGAGUUGCAGACGUGUCGUCCAGGUUUGUUCCAAUGUGACUCGGGUCACUGUAUCCCCGCUGCCCUGCAGUGUGACGGCCGGCCUGAUUGUCAGGACCUGUCAGAUGAGACCAGCUGUCCUACUCGUUACCCAGGAGGCCGAUGGUGCCCUCAGAGCCAGUUCCAGUGUGCGAACCGUCUGUGUGUGAGCCAGGGCUGGGUGUGUGAUGGCACCGACGACUGCGGUGACCGCUCCGACGAACAGCUCAGUUUAUGCUUGAAUAUCACCUGUGAGAUGCCGUCCAGGUUCCGCUGUGCUAACGGCUACUGCAUCUACUCUGGCCUGAUGUGCAACAAGAAGGACGACUGUGGAGACGGCAGCGACGAGGGAGAAGAACUCUGCCGCGAGCCCACGCUGCCGCCCUGCACACUGGAAGAGUUUAAAUGCACCAACGGACACUGUGUGGCUCUGCCAUACGUAUGUGACCACAAUGACAACUGUGGGGACCGCACUGACGAGUUAGGCUGCAAUUUUGGCCACGAUCGCAACUGUGAGGAGAAGCUGUGCGAGCACGAGUGCACCAACCUGAACGGCACCGGCUUCAUCUGUUCCUGCCGACCUGGAUACAGAGUGGACCCAGACAGCACCUACACCUGCCUAGACAUCAAUGAGUGUGAAGUGUACGCCACCUGUCCUCAGGUCUGUAAGAACACCAAGGGCAGCUACGACUGUGAGUGCGCCCCCGGAUACAGGAAAGUGGGCGACGGCAACAUGUGCGAGGCCAUGGGAGCGACUCCCCUUCUGCUUCUGCCAGAGAACAUUCGUAUCCGGAGGUUCAACCUGCAGACAGAGGCCUACCAUGACUUCCUCCAAGAAGAGGAGCAUAUCAUGGCUCUGGAUUAUGACUGGGACCACAACAAUACUGGAUUCAGUAUGGUGUACUUCACUGUGGCCGGUAAGGACUCUCUGCCAGGUGCCAUUAAGAGAGCAUUCAUACCUUCAGUGGAUGAUGGCAGUAACAACAUAGGUGCCGCUGUUGACCUUGGCAUCAAGUACAUCACCAGACCAGACGGCAUCGCUGUGGACUGGGUGGGCAGAAACCUUUACUGGGCAGACUCCAGGGUGAAGAGGUUAGAGGUGGCCAUGUUGGAUGGACGCUACAGGAAGCACCUAGUCAAGACUGAGCUGGGUCACCCAUCUGCUGUGGCCGUCAACCCACGACUGGGGAUGUUGUACUGGGCAGACCGCGGGGAAACAGCCAAGAUUGAGUGUUCUUGGCUGGACGGUCAGGAGAGGAAAGUCCUUGUGGCAGACGGCCUGGGUUGGCCCACUGGCCUGUCAAUCGACUUCACCAACGGUGACAGAAUUUACUGGUCCGACUCCAAGGAAAGCCGCAUCGAGUCCGUUCUGCCUUCAGGAGAGGAACGUAGAACUGCCGUCUACAUAGAUGUGAGAAACCCCUUCAGUGUGAGUGUGUUCGAGGACCAUGUUUACUGGGGCACUCAGGAGAAAGGCGAGGUGUUCAAGCAGGACAAGUUUGGCCGCGGAGCCAAGACCAAGCUGCUGACUGCUGGGCCCUGGCUGACCCAGGUCUCUGUGUACCAGCAGCAGAGAUACAACUCCAUAGCCAUGAAGAAUCCAUGUAAGGGAACCUGCAGCCACCUGUGUUUGCUGCGACCGGGAGGUUACACCUGCGCCUGCCCCGAGGGCACCAGCUUCGUCUCCGGCAGUAACACUGAAUGUGAUGCUGGGUUUGAUCCACCGCCUACCAUGCCACCACCGUGUCAAUGUCAAAAUGGAGGCACCUGCUACUUUGAUGACAACAAGGCUCUCUGCAAAUGUCCUCCAGAAUGGAAAGGAGAUUACUGCCAGACAAACAUAUUCGACGUGGUCGCCUCCUCAAUUGGAAUAGCCAUCGGGGUGACAGUGCUGAUUGUGGUUCUGCUAGUCGCCCUGGUCUAUGCUGCCAGGAAGAAGUCUAACCUGCUGGAGACGCUACGGAAUAACCUGCCCAGUAUGCCCAGUAUGCCCAGUAUGCCCAGUAUGCCCAGUAUGCCAUCAAUGCCCACCCUGGCAAGCUUAAGGAAUGGCUUCACUCAAAAUGCACCGGAGGCAGAAGCCAGUGAAACAAGAGUGAAUUCAGAAGCGGUUCCCUCUAUGUCUGUGUCCAUGGUGGACACGGAGGGAGGAAAGAGUUUUGAGAACCCGGCAUAUGUGGCUGGAGAACAACCCGCCUCCAGCAGCAUGGUGACGGCCACCGCUGCUCCUGGUGGAGCAAACAAGGAGAACAUUGAUAAUCCCAUGUAUACGGAUGAAGUUCAGGUUGUGGAUGAGCCCACAACAUCUGCAAACAAACCUGCAAAUGCCAACAAGGAGGCUUUUGAGAACCCAGCAUAUGGCUCAGAGACAGACGAUGUCGACGUCACUCCUGCACAAGCAGCUGCUCCGAGCGCACAGCAGUUUGAACCCAUUGGGGAGGACAGCUCUGUGUUCUUCAGAAAUCCCACAUACACGGAAAACGCACAAGCCGCUGACUCUGACAUUUGAUGUCACCUCUACACCAGAGAUUGGACUGGAUCACAUUUCAAGACUGAAACCUCAUUAUUGAAAUAACAUCACGGGUCAACAAACUAACAAUGACAGACCUUGAACAAAUCAACCAAGAUAGUUUGUAAAAGAAAAAUAUAUAUUUUGUGUCACAUACAGACUUAACCUUAAUUUAAAUGUAUCUAUUUGUGUAAAACAAAAUCUUAGACAUGAUUUAAUGUAACUAAUA